CAUUUCAUCUCCAGCUUCUUAUUACUGCUUUCGUUUUAGCAAAUCGCAUGAGAUACGAUGAAUACAGUUAAGGGAUUCAGAUUCCACCCAACUGAUGAAGAACUUAUCGAGUUUCUGCACAUCAAAACCUCCGACCGUCAUUCUCUAGUCCAAGUUAUUGAUGAAGUCCCCGACAUCUGCCAGUGGGAGCCUUGGCAAUUAGCUGAGAGUUCGAAAUUGCAGACCGGGGAUCGAUUAUGGUAUUUUAUAUACUCACCAAAAUACAAAUAUCGAAAUAGUAAACGUAUUAACCGUACAACCCGUGACGGUUAUUGGAAACCUACGGGCAAUGCUCGUAAAGUUAUAGACCCUAAAACACGGAAGUUAAUUGGCACCAAGAAGACCUUGGUUUACUAUAAAGGUCAAUGUAAUGAUGGAAACAAAAUCAAGACUUGUUGGGUUAUGCAUGAGUAUGAACUCAAGGCUGACCUUAACUCAUCUGACACUGAUCAAAAAACUUUCAACCUUUGCAAACUGAAGAGAAGAGUUGAUUUAUCGAGCACUAAUGCUGGUCAAUCAGGUCAGGACAAUGAAGGUUAUGGUGUUCAUGAUAGCUGUGCCGGAGAAAAAAGUAAUCAACAUAAUAUGGUUAGUGAGGAUGCAGUCUCUGACUUAUCAUCUAGUUUGGUAAAUCCUGUUGAUAAGGAUGUGAUUCCAAAAGUAAGAUGCCCAAUGCUAAAUUUCAUAAUCGUUUAUCUUAGAUGAUUGACUAUCUAAAAAGAAUGCUCAUUUCUCUGGCUCAGGAAACUUUACACCUUAAAAAGAUGUCAAAGGAAUGCAGUGGACCUGAAGACAAGAAUGGGGUUCAAAAACUGUAUAACACCAUUGAAAAGGAUAAUAAGUCCUGCAAUUCAGUUCUUACUGAUGGUGAUGAUGAAACCAUCACCAUGGAAAGAAGUGCAGCUGAACUAUUCGAAGUGCCUUCAAGCUUCGGGCUGCCUCUUGCCGAUAACAAUUUAAUUCCGAUGGACUUUUCAUACUAUGAUGGAGGAUCAUUUGACGGGCUAUUCAAAGAACCAGAGCCAACUAACAACUCUAAUUGGAUUCAAGACCAAUAUAUCACCAACAUAGAAGAUGUUGAAUUCUUGGAUUCAAUUUUUGAUAUCAAUGAACCCUACCUCCAAGAGAAAAACAGACAGGAGUGCUUGCCUGCUGAAAAUGAAGCCUUUAGCUGGCCGUGUUUAGGUGUGAUGAAACCAUCUGACUCAAUCAAGAAACCUAGAAAAAAACCACGUCUUCUGCAUGACAGUCAUGUAGAAACUGCAGAUGCUCAAGUUGGUUGAAACAUCACAUUUC
Messenger RNA from Hibiscus syriacus, 1335 nucleotides. Its product is annotated as NAC domain-containing protein 91-like. The coding region runs from base 58 to 744 and encodes 228 amino acids. Gene Ontology annotation, molecular function: DNA binding. The record is from RefSeq and is a predicted model, not a curated record. The transcript has 4 exons. NCBI's taxonomy places the organism in Eukaryota, Viridiplantae, Streptophyta, Magnoliopsida, Malvales, Malvaceae. Gene Ontology annotation, biological process: regulation of DNA-templated transcription.